GCGCUCCGGGGUCUCCUGGGCCGCGCGCGCGGGGCGGAAGCGGCGGUGACGCAGCGGCGCGGGCGGAAGCGGAAGCGGAAGCGGGGCCGCGCGGGCGCUGGCGGUGGCGGCGAGGAUGCUGUCGCUGGACUUUCUGGACGAUGUGCGGCGCAUGAACAAGCGGCAGCUGUACUACCAGGUGUUGAACUUCGGCAUGAUCGUGUCCUCCGCCCUCAUGAUCUGGAAAGGGCUGAUGGUGGUGACGGGCAGCGAGAGUCCCAUCGUGGUGGUGCUGAGUGGGAGUAUGGAGCCUGCUUUCCACAGAGGAGAUCUCCUGUUCCUCACAAACCGAAUUGAAGAUCCAAUCAGAGUGGGAGAAAUAGUUGUCUUUAGGAUAGAAGGAAGGGAAAUUCCUAUAGUCCAUCGAGUCCUGAAAAUCCAUGAGAAGCAAAAUGGAGACAUCAAAUUUCUGACAAAGGGAGACAACAAUGCUGUGGAUGACAGAGGGCUCUACAAACAGGGGCAGCACUGGCUGGAGAAGAAGGAUGUUGUAGGACGAGCAAGAGGAUUUGUGCCCUAUAUUGGAAUCGUGACUAUCUUAAUGAACGAUUAUCCAAAAUUUAAGUAUGCAGUGCUCUUUUUACUGGGUUUGUUUGUGCUGGUCCAUCGAGAGUAGUCCCUUGCACUGAACUACAAGGUGCCAUGGAUUUUCUAGAUGAACAUUUAAAGUAGCUGAUGGUCUGAUGUGCCAGGAGGAAGAAGAAAGCAUGCAUUUCAAAGCUUCUUGACAGUUUGGGUUUGUUUUGAUUUUUACUGCGUAAGGGUGAAUGUUUGUCACAGUAUUUCCAAUGGUUUGUCACAUUUUAGCCUUUUUAGUGAAUUUUUAUAUUAAAAAUUUGAGCCAAAAUGUUUAGUGCUUGUACUUUGAAGCUGAGCUUCCUCUCCAAGUGCCUCUGGGAUCGUGUCCUCAGUCUGGCCGGGCCAGUGCCCCCUCCCUUGUGCUUACUGACCUGUCCAAUGGUGAGUUGUUGCCAUGAAGGUUUUUUUCCAAUUCAGAACUGGAAUAAAGAUUUUGCCUCUU
This is a messenger RNA of Oenanthe melanoleuca, 1060 nucleotides long. RefSeq names its product SEC11 homolog A, signal peptidase complex subunit (gene SEC11A). Gene Ontology annotation, molecular function: serine-type endopeptidase activity. Lineage: Eukaryota; Metazoa; Chordata; Aves; Passeriformes; Muscicapidae. Gene Ontology annotation, cellular component: signal peptidase complex; membrane. The transcript has 6 exons. The coding region runs from base 116 to 655 and encodes 179 amino acids. The record is from RefSeq and is a predicted model, not a curated record.